GUCGGGGCCGGAGGGCGGGUGGUGCCGGGCCCGGAGACCCCCUUCGCGCCACAGCCUGCGCCGGCGCGGUCCCCGGCCGCUGCGCCCCCGUGCCGUCUCCCGAACCGACCUCCCGCCCUGGGCACCGGCGGGGCUGGCCACCGGCCGGCCGGACGUGCAGGGACAGGUCGUCCGGGCCGCGGGCAGAGGUGCAGCGCGGGCGUCCCGCCGCCCCAGAGUCCGGGGCCUCAGGGCCAGGCUGUGCCCCGGGGCGCGGGCGCGGGCGCGGUGCUGUGGGCGGACCGGCCCGCACUGGCGUCCUCGGCUGUGGCCGGCGAGUCCCGCUGCCAGGAGGCCCGCGCGCACGCGUGUGUCUUGGGGCCGGCCGGCGGGACCGCCCUCGCUCCCGGGGUGAGCAGGUACGAGGGAGGUCCGGUGCGGCGAGGUCCGGAGCUCUCGACCCAGGAAGGAUGCUCGACACGGCUUCGGUGCACCACGGCUUCUUCAGACGCGGCGACAGGACCCGUGGGCAGGCGGGGCUGCUGCCCGGUGACCCGAGGAGGGGCGGACGCUGUCCUCGGAGCUGCGGAGCUGAGGACGAAGCGGACGCUCGGAGGGGCCGAGGAAGGCGGGCGGUCAGGGUGUCGGCGGCGCUCGUCCCCCCCCGCAGGCGCCCCCUGGGAGCUUCCUGCGCUCGCGCGGGCGCGGCGGGGGCUCUAGGGUUAGAACAAGUGCCGCUGGGGGGCAGCUCCUUCCUCCCGGCCUCCCCGCCUGUGACCGAGGGCAGGCAGUGUCAGGGCUUCCCAACCGAGUUGCGGGUCUGUGGAAGUUGGGCUGUUGGUAGGAAAGCCUCUUCCUCCUAAAUCACUAGGACAUGGGUGACCCGACGGAGACUCCGGUCUUGGGGGACCGGGAUCGCUACAGGCUAACGCUUCGCUCUUCCGUUAGGGCAGGCAGGAGGCCUGCGGACUCACAUCGAACCCAUGGGGGGCGGUGGCGGGGUGUCCGCUUCGGCUGUGUCCUCGCCUAGCCUUUUGCUCUCUGGUGAGGGACCCUGGCAGAGGCCUCGGUCCCUUCCCGCAGGAAAUGGGCGUCGCUCCGGAAUGCACAGGAGCCCGUGGAGACCCUGGGUCCCCGGGGUGCCUCUCAGCAGGUCUGGAAUGUUCCCGAGUCCGCUGGAGGGAGGGCUUCAGGGGUGCUCUGAUGUGUGCCCUGAUUUCCCCACAGCGGGGAGGGUCCGGAGGCCGCCGUCGGGGCCCGGAAGGGAGCGGGAGCUGCGGGAGUCAGCCACGCGCCUCCUGAGACGCCAUCUGGACCUGAAGGACCUGCUGGUGGAGGUAGAAGGUCCUGCAUGUAAAACUCUGUGUCUCGAUCAGUCGAUGGGUCCCGAGGCCUCGGCCGGUCUUUCUAGUUCAUUCAUAGGCUCUGCUUUACAGGAUCAAGCCUCGAAACUGGGUGUCCCAGUGGCUGUGCUGUCUAUCCGGACAAUGGUGUCCAGCAUCGUGCAGAUCUGUGCAUCUAGUGGCGAGCCCUCCCACAAGGUGCUGCUGAACACAGAGCAAAGGAAGAAACUGUCUUCCUUGUUGGAGGUGGCUCAGUAUUUAUUAGCUCAUGGAAUGUUCUCCCGUCUCUCCUUCUGUCAAGAGCUUUGUGAAAUCCAGAAUUCUUUGUUGCUUGAAGCUGUAUGGCGUCUUCAUGUACAGAACAUUGUGAGCCUCCCGGAGCUGUGGGAAAGUCAUGCCGACACCCAGUCCACGGUUGCGUGGCUCUUCAGGGACCUGUGCCUUCUGUGCGAGCAGAUGGAAGCGUCCACUCAGGACACUGACAUUGCCCGGACUAUGCUUUCUGAUUUUGUGCAGUUGUUUGUUUUGAGAGGAUUUCAGAAAAACUCGGAUCUCAGAGGUGUGGAGCCUACACACGUGGCCCGGGUUGCGGUGACCGUGCUGCAGAGGAUGCUGGUCUUCGCUCUUGAGGCAUUGGCCACCGGGCUGCAGGACGAUUCCCCAGCGUACAGGACAGUGAAGAACUGGUUCGGCGUGUUCUGUGGACACAUGUGUGGCGGAACGAUUUCAGCAGAUGUGCCAAAGAAAUUUUUCAGUCAUACUCUGACUCAGGUGCUGACUCACCAGCCUGUGCUGAGAGUUUCUGAUGCUGUUCGGAUGCAGAGAGAGUGGAGCUUCGCAAAGACCCACCCCCUGCUCACCAGUCUGUACCGCAGGCUCUUCGCCAUACUGUGCCCGGAGGAGCUGAUUGGCCACUUGCAGGAGGUUCUGGAAACACACGAGGUGAACUGGCGGCACGUGCUCUCCUGUGUGUCUACACUGGUGAUCUGCCUGCCCGAAGCGCAGCGACUGAUUAAAGACUGGGUGGCCCGACUGCUGGCCCGAGCGUUUGAGAGCUGCGACCUGGACAGCAUGGUCACCGCGUUCCUGGUGGCACGUCAGGCUGCGCUGGAGGGCCCCUCCGUGUUCCCGCCCUACCCAGACUGGUUCCAGGCCUCCUUUGGGAACACAAGGGGCUUCCACAGCAGCAGCAAGAAGACACUGGUCUUUCUCUUCAAGUUCCUGUCAGACCUCGUGCCCUAUGAGGCGCCCCGGUACCUGCAGGCACACAUUCUCCACCCGCCACUGGUGCCAAGCAAGUACCGCUCCCUCCUCACGGACUAUAUCGCGCUGGCCAAGACGCGUCUGGCGGACCUGAAGGUUUCAAUGGAAAACAUGGGCCUCUACGAGGAUCUGUCUUCAGCCAGGGACAUCAUAGAGCCCGAUAGCCAAGCACAGCAGGAUGUGGAGAAGGCCAUCACGGUGUUCGAACACACAGGGAAGAUUCCUGUCGCCGUCAUGGAGGCCAGCAUCUUCAGGAGACCCUACUACGUGUCGCACUUUCUCCCUGCCCUGCUCACUCCUCGUGUGCUUCCAAGAACCCCUGAUUCCAGAGCGGCCUUGAUAGAGUCCCUGAGGAGGGCAGAUAAAAUCCCCGCGUCUCUGUACUCUACCUAUUGCCAAGACUGCUUCACUGCCGGAGAGAAGAACCCAGAAAGUGCAGCCCCAGGGAGGACAGCGGACGCCGGCUGCGUGGAGGAGCCUCUGGGGCUGCUUGCGGCUGCGCUCAGAGAGUUCCGAGCUGCCGUGGCAGACCCUACACAGGGUGAUGUUCUUUCUGCUCACCUGGCACUGGUCUGCGAGCGGCUCAGCUCUGUCCUGGGCCCGGGCGAGGAGGACAGCAGCCUGGGGCUCUCACGGGUCCAGCUCAGCCUCCGGGCUCCACACCUGGAGCCGCGGGAACAGGAGGUCGCGGAUCUCCUGUUGACAUCUUUCUGUCAGAACCUGAUGGCGGCCUCCAGCUUCGCACCAGCAGACAGGCAGGGUCCCUGGGCUGCACGCUUCGUGACAACUGUGUGUGGACACAGGCUCCUCCCGGUGAUGCUCACUCGGCUCUGCCAGCUGCUCCGGCAUCAGGGCCCAAGCCUGAGCGCCUCCCACGUGCUGGGCUUGGCUGCCCUGGUCGUGCACCUGAGCGAGUCCAGGCCUGCGCUCCCAGACGUGCACGUGGUCCUUCCUGCCCCCGCCGAGAGCCUCCCUGUCCCAGAGUUCUUCGGUAGCCUCCUGCCGUUUGGAACUGCGGAGACCUCACUCUUCUGCCUGAAAUUUUGUACAGCGGCAAUUUCUUACUCUUUGUGUAAGUCUCCUUCUGUGUCGCAAGAUACUUUGUUCAGCUGCUUAUCUCCAGCCCUCCUGAAAAAGUUCCAGUUCAUUCUCUUCAGGCUGUUCUCAGAAGCCCGAGAACCCCCGUCUCAGGAGGACGCAGUCGACCUUCCCUGGAGGCUCCUGUGCCUGCCGUCCGCGGACUGGCAACGAGCCGCCCUCUGUCUGUGGAAACAGGGAGCCUUCCAGGAACUGUUGAAGGAGAAAGAAGUUCAUUUGACUUACAGGGACUGGUUACAGCUGGAGCUAGAAAUUCAACCCGAGCUUGACUUUCUUUCGGCUACGGAAAGGUGGGACUUCCAGCAGUGGGCGAUCCGCGAGCACUUCCUGCCCGCGCCGGCUGCUGCGGGGGGCUGCGAUGGGGAGCUGCAGACCGCGUGCGCGGUUCUUGUCGAUGUGCUGAUAGACUUCUGCCACAGUUUGAGAACUUACAAUUGCUCAGAGAAUUCUGAUUUGGUUCUCGGUAGCGGCACAGGAAAUCGAGAUAUUUUUUCCAGAUUGCAGGAGAUGGCUGCUGACCUGGAACAGGCCCCAGCAGCGUCCCAGAGCAGCUGUCCUUCGCAGGGGCACUUCCUUUUCAGAGUGUUCCGCACCCGGCUCCAGGCUCUGGCAGGCGGCUGGGAUGUGGCCGCCCGCCUUCAGAGACAGCGGGAGCUACUUGUGUACAAAUGGAUCCUCCUCGGUCUGCCCCCAUCGGUUCUCGUCGGCAGCCCCCAGGCCAAACAGCCAGCCGCCCCUGACUGCACGGAGUUCUUCUGGUUGGCCAACUCUGAGCUGAGAAACUUCUGCUCUCACGGAACUGCCCUGACCCACGACAUCACCGUCCACUUCUUCAGGGGGCUCUUCAAUGCCUGUUCACAAAGCAGAAGCCCCGCCCUGACCGCAGACCUGAUCCUGAGCGCAUGCCAGACUGAGUGCCCCAUAGUCCUGACCUCUGCUCUGUUGUGGUGGCCACGCCUGGAGCCUGACCUUCGCAGCCGGUGGAGGAGCUGCUUCCAGGGCCCGCUGCCCCAGGAGCUGCAGAGACUGGGGGAGGCCCGGCAGUUCGGCAGGAGCUGCCUCUCCGCCGACUCGGCACGCCCCCCACCGGGCCCGGCCUGGCUCUCCGCUGCGGCGCUACACUUUGCAAUCCAGCAAGCCGGCAAGGGCAGCCUCAGGAGCCAGCUCGAGAAGCUGGACCGCCAGAGAGAGGAGCUGCUGCUCGCCCUGUUCUUCUUCUCCUUAAUGGGCCUGCUUUCGUCACACCUGACCCCACACUCAAGACAUCAGGCUGCUGACUCCCUGGAGGCUUUGGACAUCUGCGUGGAGAUCCUGGGGUGUCUGGAGAAGAGGAAGGUAUCCUGGCUGGUGCUGUUUCAGCUGACAGGGGCAGACGGUGGCCUGGGGCCGGUCCUCCUCCGCCUGGCCCCAGAGCCAUACAUCAGGCUGCUGCCGCUUGCCUUCUACAGCCUUCUCUCCUAUUUCGAUGACGCCCUCCUGAGGGAAGAGGCCUUCCUGCACGUCGCUGUCGACAUGUACCUAAAGCUCAUCUGUCUCUUCGUGGCUGGAGAGACAAGUGCAGUCUCGGCUCUAGCCACCAGGAGCCAGGACCUCCAGGGCCAGGGUGACCCCGUAGGCUUGAUAACAAAAGCUCGUCAUUUUCUGCUGCAAUCAAUACCUAGGUGCCCCCAAAGGAGCUUCUCGAACGUGGCAGAGCUGCUGGCCGCUCGUGGAGACUGUGACCCGGAAGUGAGCGCCGCCCUCCUGAGCAGACAGCAGGCGGUGCCCGAUGCGGACCUCUACCAGGAGCCCCAGCUCUUCUGACUGGGCCCUGCGCAGUGCACAGCCCAGCUCCUUUGUAAAUAAUUUAUUACAAGCAUAACAUGGAGCUUUUGCACUAAAAAGUGGAUUACAAA
Molecule: messenger RNA, 5578 nt
Organism: Mustela lutreola (European mink)
Lineage: Eukaryota; Metazoa; Chordata; Mammalia; Carnivora; Mustelidae
Gene: FANCA
Product: FA complementation group A
Exons: 42
Coding region: 963-5486 (1507 amino acids)
Biological process (GO): interstrand cross-link repair; regulation of regulatory T cell differentiation
Cellular component (GO): Fanconi anaemia nuclear complex
Source: RefSeq, a predicted model, not a curated record